Medicago truncatula (barrel medic) is the source of this 1138-nucleotide messenger RNA. RefSeq names its product putative axial regulator YABBY 2. The record is from RefSeq and is a predicted model, not a curated record. Gene Ontology annotation, biological process: abaxial cell fate specification; cell fate commitment; multicellular organism development. The transcript has 7 exons. NCBI's taxonomy places the organism in Eukaryota, Viridiplantae, Streptophyta, Magnoliopsida, Fabales, Fabaceae. The coding region runs from base 275 to 862 and encodes 195 amino acids. Gene Ontology annotation, cellular component: nucleus.
UACACCCACUCUCUUCUUUUACACGCGCACACAAACAUACAUUCAUUCUUCUAAUCAAUCUUUUCUUCAUAAUCUUGUCAAAAAUAUAUUUUCUUCAUAAUUCAUAACCCACUUUUAAUUAAUUUUAUUUUACCCUACUUAUUAAUAUCUUGUUUUCCCCGACCAGUCUAGUCCCAUCCUAACCAUUCACAAUUUUUGAAGAGUUUCUCUCCUCUUUGAUCUGCUUAUAUAAGCACAAACAAAGGACAAUUACCUACAAAUUUAAGAAAAAAAAAUGUCAAUGGAUAUGAAUAUGAUGGCUACAAAUGAACGUGUUUGUUAUGUUCACUGCAACUUCUGCAACACUACUCUAGCGGUUAGUGUUCCAUGCAGUAGCUUGCUGACUAUAGUGACAGUUAGAUGUGGUCAUUGUGCUAAUUUGCUUUCUGUUAACAUGGGAGCAACAUCACUUCAAUCUUUUACUCCUCAACAAGAUCACCCUCAGAAACAGCAGCUUAUAAACUGUCAUCAAGAAGCAAGCAGGAAGGAAGUUGUAGGAUCAUCAUCAUCAUCAUCAUCUUCUUCUUCAAAGUGCAAAGCAUUUCAGCCUUUAGUCCAUGAGCAACCUAGGACUCCUCCAAUUCGUCCUCCAGAGAAGAGACAACGUGUUCCUUCUGCUUAUAAUCGGUUCAUUAAGGAGGAAAUACAAAGAAUUAAGGCUAGUAAUCCAGAUAUCAGUCACAGGGAAGCAUUUAGCACAGCAGCUAAAAACUGGGCACAUUUUCCUCACAUUCACUUUGGAUUAAAGUUGGAUGGUAGCAAGCAAGCAAAGUUGGACCAUGGGGUUGGGGAAGCUACUCAAAAGUCUAACGGAUUCUAUUGAUACAUAUAAAAUGGAAUUAAGUCUAUAUAAUUAUCGAUCCGUUGGUUUUUUUCUGUUCUUGACGUGAAAAAAAAAAUGAGGUUAAUACAGUUUCCCAUUCACACAAUUGCAUGGGGGACUCUUAUCAAAAUUAACCUCUUCCCCUCACCUUGUUUAAGUAAUAAUAGUAUAUGUAUUUCCCUUUCCUAUAAUGAUUUUAUUGUGAUUGCAUUAACUAUUAUGUUGAACUUAGGCACUUGUUGAGUAAACAUUAUAAAUUAUAAGCUUCUUCAAUAA